CUACCCGCUUCCUCUGUUUCCCCGCGCAGACACGCUCUUCGCCGGUGUUGCUACCAUGGUCCGAGCUGGCUCGAAGGCCACCAAGAAGAAGUCUUUCGCUGAUCAUGUUUUUCAAUUGAUAUGUGAGGAUGAGCCAUCCUGCGUUGGAAACUACUCCCUGCGCGAGGUGAUCGGCAAAGGCUCCUAUGGCCUCGUCCGUCGGGCGGUCCACCAGCUCACCGGCCACAGUGUCGCGGUCAAGGUGCUAGAUAAGACGCAUGGCCGGCUGCUGGAGCAGGAGAUCGCCGUGUGGCGGUCCCUGCGGCAUCCGCACGUGGUCCAGCUCCUGGAGGUUCUGUCCAGUGAGAAGCGCAUCUACCUGGUCAUGGAGCAUGUCCCGGCCGGGGAGCUCUUCGAUUACCUUGUGGUCCGGGGCCGGUUGCACGAGUGCGAGGCCCGGUACCUGUUUGCGCAGCUGGUGUCCGCCGUGGCGCAUUGCCACCAUCGAGGCGUGGUGCAUCGGGACUUGAAGCCGGAAAACCUGCUCCUGGACGAGCAUAACGAUCUGAAGCUGGUGGACUUCGGCUUCACCAAGGUUGUCGAGCCAGGCCAGCUGCUGGACACCUACUGCGGCAGCAUUGCCUACGUAGCCCCGGAGGUCGUCGCUCGGGAGAAGUAUUGCGGCCAGUAUGCGGAUGUCUGGUCUCUGGGGGUCAUCCUGUUUGCGGCGCUCCAUGGGCGCCUGCCCUUCAGCGACUACUACACAACCGAGGCCAUGAUUCGGGACCGCAUCGCGCGGGUGGACUUCACCUUCGACGCGGACACGGCCACGGCCGCAGCAGCCGCCGAGGCAGCGACCAUCGCCGGCCGGCCGGGGCCAACCCCGCCCGGCCAAAGCCCCCCCCCGUCGGACACCGUGGCCGAGACAAUCGACCAGCCCCCGGCCCUGUCCUCGCAGUCGCCAUCACAAACGCACCCGCCCCCUGCCAAGCCCUAUACCCAGUAUCCGAGCCAUCCGCCGCCGGUGUCGCGCCUGGCCCAGGACCUGAUCCAGCGGAUCCUGGUGCGGAACCCGGCCCAGCGCCUCUCCCUGCGGGACAUCCUCGAGCAUCCCUGGCUGUCACUGGAGCGCCGCCGCCCGGGGAACUUCACCGACACCCCGUGCUCCUGCUUCACCGGGUCCUGCGACACCAUGCGAGCCGGGCCGGCGGGGGGGCCGGCACCUGUGCCCGGGGUCCCGGGGGCGCCCGGGCCCCCGGGUGGCGAGGAUUGCCACCGGCCAGACGUGGUGGCGGCCGGCUUCAGCCCCGUCAUGUCGGCGGAAUUUGGUGGCCCCGCCAGCACCAGCCCCACGGCCACCGAGUCGCCCGCCCAGCGGGACCCGAUCACCAUCACCACCGGCGGCCAGCCAUCGCCGCCGCUCGGCUCCGAGUCUUGCCUGGCGUCGGAAUCCGAGCCCGAGCCCGAGAGCCCGGUGUCCCCCUCGACCGGUGGUGGCGGUGGUGGUGGUGGUGGCGGCGGCGGCGGCGGCGGCGACGGCGGCCCGGUGCCUGGGGGCGGCUGUCCGGCGGGGGCCGACCCUGCCAUCGCCUCCCCGGGGCAUGUCCCCGGGUCGGGCUCGCGACCGCCGCUGGUCAGCUUCGAUCUGAUUCGCAUGCCGCUGGCGGAUGCCGACUUCCUGUCGCUCAUCACCUCGCCGAUAGACAGCAUGUUCCGGGCGGAGCCGGGGCCGGCCGAAGUGCGCCCGGGAGCCGCGCUCCCGCCCAUCCCGCUUCCCGGUGCUUCGCCGGUCACGCCGGCCGCCACACCGCCGGCCACGACCCCCGGGCAGCUGGAGUCCCCGCCGCCGGCGUCCCCGGCCUUUGCCGGGGCAAAUGCCGCCCCGGCCGAAGCCCGGCCGGCAGCCGGUGGCCCGGCCCCGUCCUUGCCUCUCGGUUCGCCGGUUGGGACUUUCUUUUCGGAGCUGGCGGCCGCGGCGGCGGCCGGCAGCGGCGCCCACCCGGGCAGCAGCUCCUCCCCCUCCGGCGGAGGGUCCGACUGCCCGCAGGCGCUUCUGGAGCAGCUGCCGGAAUUGGAGCGCGGCCUGCUGCUGUCGCUCAGUCAGCUGCUAAACUUCCAAACCCAGGCCCUGGUGAAGUCCAUCCGCGCGCACGAGUGCACCCCCCUGACGGCCCUCUUCUUCCUCCUGCGUGCUGGGCACCUUGAACGGGCGGCGGCUGUGGCCAUGGCAGCGGCUCCGCCACCGGCGGGGCGCUUGCUCCCGCCCGGGGUCCCGGCAGGGGCGGCCGCCCCGCCGAUGGCCGCCACCGGCCAGGCGCCCGGCCUGGUCAUGGGUCUGGGGCCCGGCUCGAGGCAGCCCUCUGAGGGGCCCGGCCAGCGCCUGGUGCCUCCUUUCCCCUCCUCUCCGGGGGUGCCCCUGGUGGCGGACAGCAACCUGCCGGGCUGUGCCAUGCCAGCCAGUGGCUUGGCCCACGCCGGGAGCAUGCCAUCCCCCCGGUCACCGGUCAGUGGUGGGUCAAGCCCCGGGGCAACGGGCAGCCCGAGCGGCGGCGGCGGCGGCGGCGGCGGCGGCGGCGGCGGCGGUGGGGGCCUGGCCGGCGCCACCCCCGGGGCCCUGCUCAUGCCGGCGCCGCAGCCGCAGUCGCAGUCGCAACCACAGCCGUCGCAGCCGGUCGGCCCAUCGGGCAUGGCAACCGGGGGGCGACGCUUCUCCAACAGUAGCCGGCCGCGCUUCGGGCCGGCUGGGCCAGCCGGCCCGACUGCCGGGCCAGCUCCCCCGGGGCCGGUUCUACUUGGCCCAAGUGGCACAGGGGCUCCCCCGGUUGGCCCGAGCGCAUUGCUCAGCGUGUCGCCCCUGCCCCCGGUGUCGCCCUUGCCGGCGACCGGCAAUGUGAACGCCACGGCGACCGGCCCGGGGUCCGGUCUGUCUCCACUGCCCGCAGGGGUGGGCAACUUGCUUGGUGGCUGGCCGGCGCCACAUCCCGGCAUGCCGCCGAUGAUGCCGCGCCGGCGCCGGAGUCUGCCGGUGCAUUUGGAACGCUCGGCGCCGGCCUACGGACCCGGGGGCUUCGGGCCCGCGAGCCUGACAGGAGUAGUGCCGGGUGGCUCUGGUCCGGGUGCCGGCGCACCGGGUGGCCCUGGUGGCGGCGGCAGCGGCGGCGGCGGCGGCAACGGCGGCGGCGGCGGCAGCAGCGGCGGCAGCGGCAGUGGCAGCGGCGGCGGCGGUGGUGGUGGCUCCCAAAUGGCCGGCCCGCCUAAUGCCUUCUUCACUUCCGGCUAUAGUUCCAUCCUCGGGGGGUCCUUCACGUCAUUGAACGGGGCAUCUGGUGCCGGGGGCCCGGGCGGCGGCGUGGUCGGGCCCGGAGGCGGUCCUGCCGGGGCCAUGCGCCGGUCACCCAGCCCGAUGUCCAUGUCCCUGGUUGGUCCUGGAGGUCUGACUGCUGUGGGCCCGGCAGCCCCCUCGCCCGGGGGUGGGGUCGGCGGCGGGCCGCUGAUCGAUGCCUCGGGCGGUGCUGGCGGCGGGCCCGGUGGCCUGCUUUCCGCUUCGUUGUCCCUCUCGCGAUUGGAGUCCCUCUCGGAGGAGGAUUCCUGCCCGGGCUCCGGGGUGAGCAGCGCCGGCGGCACGACCCCGGUGGCUGGGGCCGGGCUGGCUGGCACAUCGCGCGGGUCCAGCCGCGGCAGUGGCAUGCCCUUUGCCGCGAAUGCCCUGGCGGCCUCCCCGGGCCUCGGGGGCGGGGAGUCUUUCGUCGGGUUACGGCGUUUCUCGGUGCCGACGGCCACGGCGGCCGCCGCGGCUGUCGGCCACUACUCCCGCGCCGCGGCCGGAACCAUUUCCGUUCAAGUGGCCGGCUAUGGCCCGGGAGUGGAUGGCGCCCUCGCCGGGGUCCCGGGAACUGGCGGCAUCGCCAUUCCACCCUCCCCAGCGGCUGGGCGACACUAUGUCCCGACGCCGGUGGCCUCGAUCCCGGAAGACGCCGGUUCCGGCAGCACCUCGCCAUCGCAAUAG
Messenger RNA from Fonticula alba, 3985 nucleotides. RefSeq names its product CAMK/CAMKL/MARK protein kinase. NCBI's taxonomy places the organism in Eukaryota, Rotosphaerida, Fonticulaceae. The transcript has 4 exons. The coding region runs from base 56 to 3985 and encodes 1309 amino acids. The record is from RefSeq and is a predicted model, not a curated record. Gene Ontology annotation, molecular function: ATP binding; protein serine/threonine kinase activity. Gene Ontology annotation, biological process: intracellular signal transduction; protein phosphorylation. Gene Ontology annotation, cellular component: cytoplasm.